AGAGAGCGAGAGUGACAGACCAUGUGAAUGAUUGAGCGAUGGAGUGACUGGAUGAGAGAAAGAGAGAGAGUUGGCACGGACAGACGCUCUUGCUGUGUGAACACGGACAAGAGCAGGAGGAGGAGAAGAACGGUGGAAACAUACUGACAGAGAGCGAGCGAGCAACACAGUGCAGCAGCAGUAGCGGAUCAGUGAAGCACCAGAGCGAAGAUGUGAACACACACACCAGGACAAAAAAGCUACGAACACCCACUUGCAUCGCUUUGAAACAGCAAAGAACGGAGCAAGCUUGAAAGCAAACAGAGGACUCCAUUUUGAUUGACAUGACAAGGAGGUGGGGCUUAAAGGCAAGUUGAUGAAUAUUUGUUUUCCAGUGUGAGGUACUGAAGUAUGGGAGCAUGAUCAUCCAGAGGAACAUGAUCAUGACUGAAGAUUGCUUCUGAUGGUCAGGAAGUAAAUGACAAAAAAAAAGAGAGCAAAGGAAGAAGAGAGAGCGUGUCAGAACAGAUUUCACAUCAGCAGCGGUCAGCUCUCUGCAGGCGGUAUGUGUGUGUGUGUGUGUGUGUGAGCUAGCGUGAAGUGCAGCCUCCCCUCUCACACUAGGCAGCUGUCCUCACUCGCUCACUGGAGAGAGCAGCCGAGGAGCGAAAGAGUGCUGAAGGAGAGAGGGAAAGCGAGAGACCAAUGGAACAGAUGGAAGUGAGAAAACAAACACACAAGCAGCAGGGGGAAGCCGGACAAAGGGACUCUUAAUGAGGAUCAGCGACUGACAGAAGUGGCACCGUGGGUCAAUCUGUGGGGGACACGUAGGCGCAGAAUCCUGACCGAGGAAACGGCUGGACAGAGCGAUCACAAUCACAGACAAGACGGAUGGACAAAACAGUCUGGACUAAUAACUCAGCAUCUCACUCUUCCUCUGCUCAGUGAGCUGGUACUAAGCUACCCUACACUUGUUUUCUAUUCAUCUCUGUCUCUUUUUUCACCCUUCAAACUUUCCAUCUUUGCAUCCAUGUGUGUAUGUCCAUGUUCGCGUGUUAGCAUCAGCGCUUGGUCAGAGGCUGCAGGCUGUCCUUCACCAGAGUUAAAAAGAGACACAGUUCCUCAGGACGUGCUAAACAGAUGGACUGAAUGAAAGAUACCAGGGCAGAAAGAGGGAAAGAGAGAGGGAUAGGAUAGAGGUGUUGCCAGGGAGCUGAAUCUUCUGUGUUUUAAGUAAGAACACUAGAUCGUGUGUGCUUUUGAGCACCAGAUGAGCUGCCAUGAAUGCACUUUGUCACGUCAGUGAUCGAGUAAUGUUAUUAACUGUAGUAAUAAACAUUAAACAGCCUAGUGAUAGAGAUUUACAAUAAACGUGAAGAGGUUAACAAUGGUUUAAUCACUGGAAGGUUCUGCACGGCUCCUGGAUCAGAACAGGGCAGCUGGAGUUUAGUGGUCUGCUUUUUCUUGAUGUUCUCCUGAAAGAAAGAGACAGGGGUAGCUUAGAGGUCAUGCUGGAACCAGCUGUCUAAGUGAGCUAACUCCUCUCGUGGUGUUUUAACUGUUAGUUGAUCUAGUAUCAGGCUUCAGAAAAGCUGCUGUGAAUCAAACCUUCACACAUAAUGUCAAAUUGAAGCAUCAGCGAAUUUUAGAGCAGGGUAAGUUUUUUGGGCAUUAGUUGUGUUGGUUCAUUAUCCUUUGGGCAUUCUUUUGCUGCCUGCUGCCCCAUGAUUGCUCCUGGCACGGCACCCUGGCUAGGAAAUGAAGCCGUGCCGUGUGCUGCUCUAGCAACACUGUGGACAUUCAUGGCUCGGGAAUUCCCGCGCCCUCGCCGGUCCUCAUCCUCGGUGCCCAGUCAAGUGCCCAAUCGGCGCCGCUUGCCCCUGGCACUUCGUACCCGCCUGCAUGGCCUGCGCCAUGCCUGCUCCCCAGCCUCUUCACCAGUUCGUAGGGCACUGUGGACACUGGCACUUUGCACUGCGCUGGGCCUGCUGCUAUCAUGGUCCUCAAACCGCGUGCUGCACUGGUUGGCUUUGCCCACGGCUACCAGAGUGCACACGCAAUGGGCACGCCAGCUUGACUUUCCCACCAUCACUAUCUGCAACAACAACCCAGUGCGACUCCCGCAGCUUACCAAGAGCGACCUGUACUUUGCCGGGCACUGGUUGGGCCUGCUGCACGCUAAUGGGACUGCGCGCUCUCUAGUGCUUGAGCUGCUGCUUGGUGAGCGUCUUGCUUGGUUUCGCAAGCUCUCUGACUUUCGACUCUUUCUCCCGCCACGCCGCUUCCCAGGGACGAGCCUCGAGUUCCUCGACCGCCUCGGGCACCAGCUGGACGACAUGCUGCUCGCCUGCAAGUAUCGAGGAGAACCAUGCGGUGCUCACAACUUCUCCACUGUUUUUACACGAUAUGGGAAGUGUUAUAUGUUCAACGCAGCUGAGGAGGGCAAGGCUUUGAGAACCACGAUGAAAGGAGGGACUGGAAAUGGCCUGGAGAUUAUGCUGGAUAUUCAGCAAGAUGAGUACCUGCCUGUGUGGGGCGAGACAGAGGAGACGGCUUUUGAGGCAGGCGUGAGGGUGCAGAUCCACAGUCAAGCCGAGCCUCCGUUCGUACACGAGCUGGGCUUUGGUGUGGCUCCAGGGUUUCAAACUUUCGUAGCCACUCAGGAACAGCGGCUGACGUACUUGCCACCUCCAUGGGGAGAGUGUGUGUCCCAGACUCUGGGCUUCUUUGAGGUGUACAGUGUCACGGCUUGCCGUAUCGAGUGUGAGACACGCUACAUCGUGGAGAACUGUAACUGCAGGAUGGUGUACAUGCCCGGAGACUCUCCGUACUGCACUCCUGAACAGUAUAAAGACUGCGCUGAACCUGCACUCGCCGCUCUUUCAUCGGUGGAGGGCAGCAGCUGCAUGUGCAGGAACCCAUGCAACAUGACCCGCUACAACAAAGAGCUCUCCAUGGUCAAGAUCCCCAGCAAGACGUCAGCGCGCUACCUGGAGAAGAAGUUCAACAGAUCGGAGAAGUACAUCACGGACAACAUACUGGUGCUGGAUAUCUUCUUUGAGGCUCUGAAUUAUGAGACCAUUGAGCAGAAGAAAGCGUACGAGGUGGCUGGACUGCUAGGAGACAUCGGCGGUCAGAUGGGAUUGUUCAUCGGCGCAAGCAUACUGACAAUCCUCGAGCUGUUUGACUAUGCCUAUGAGGUGGUGAAGGACAGAAUCCUGGAUCUGUUGAGUCGAGGCGAUGAAGAAGAAAGUCGAGGAGAAGACGUGAGCACGUGUGAUCCAGUAGUGAAUCAUUCAGAGACGAUCAGCCACACAGUCAGUGUUCCUUUACAGACCACUCUGGGGACGUUGGAGGAGAUCGCCUGCUGAGUGUACUUCCCCUCCAGAGCAGCAGGAGGAGACACCAAAUCCUCCUCACCGUCCCUGCUGCCAGGAAACCAUGGGAAGAGACACAAAAUAAAAGAAAGGGGAAAGAAAAUGAUUCGUUUUCCCUGUUCGCUUAAACUGCUACAUGAUCGUUAUGUACAAAACCCAAAAAGAAACGAUGAUGGCAGCUCUGCCAGGCAAGACAAGUACACGUAAAUCUCACACACACGCACACAGAAACACACACACUGACUCUCAAAGUCUUCUCCAAAGCUGAAACUGAUGGACGAGACGGGAGACACAUUAACUCCUAAUUUCAAACUAGUGUGAGAAUGUGAACUGGAACAGGACAUGAGUGUGUAAAUGCGUCGUCUCUCUUCUCGGCUGACGUUUUAAAGUCUACUGCCAAAACUCGAAGAACGCCAGCUGCAGAAGGACAAGAACCUUUGCAUGUGUCAGUUUCUCUGGCUGAGCUGCAUUUCUCUCUCAUCUGUCUCUCGCCGAAAGCGUCGUUCUGCUUACGUUGUGUGUCUGAUUACGUGCCAGUAGAGCUCUGUCCCGAACCCACUCUUUCCUACCUUUUUCUGCUUUCGUGCGCUCCUACCCGAUUUCUGUUACUGUAUCGGAAAGCACUACGGAUCUGAGGGACAUUACCGACGUCAUCACCUCAUCAUGUAACCCGUCGAUGAAUGCGUUUCCACCCCAGCCUUCGUAUUUCCCAAAAGAGGAAAGAAGGAAAACAAAUUGAGUUAAAUGGAAAAGUCUGUUGUUUUGUCGGCGAGAUUAAGCCAUAAUUCCUGUUUCUUACACGAAAACGUCUCGUUUCAAAAAUGAGGAUUCAUCUCUAACGUGCGCGUCAUUAAAUCCGAGCUUUCUUUGGAUCCUCUUCAUUUCUGCACGUCUUCAACCCUGAAACUGAACAAGAGCAACGAAGUCAGGUGCUGUGAGGAAUACAGGAGCAAGGACACGGUCACAUGCGCAGUCUGUUUAAAUCAAACCCUAGUGUGUUUACAGGAAGUGAUUGCUUUCAUGGCUCAAGGCUGCCUUCAAAACACACCCUAGUGCAGUUUAAACCCAAGUCAUCCCUGAGUCAACCCAAGUGUAGAAAUUAACCAACGAGCAAAAGACACUUGCAAAUGCUUUAUUUUAGUUGUGAAGUGAAAUACUAUGGUGGUGCAUAUGUGUAAAACACAAUACCAAACCAAAAAUGCAACAGCAAAUCAGAAAACGCAACCAACGCAACACAGCGCAUUGAGACACACGGCAGAAAAACCACACGGCAAAUCUGAAGAUAUCUUGAAUAAAGGAAAAGACGUCCGAUAUUUCUUAUUGAGACGUUAUUAUAUAACAAAUAUAAGAUCCGUACGCUUGUUUCUACACGCGUUUGCUCAUUUCAAGCUUAAAAUAGUCUUAUUCUCAGAUGGUCGAAAAUAAGCCUGAAACAAGCUUGAAAUUAGUCAAAAAUAAAAUAAAAAAAAAGCAAGAAAUAAUCUUAGAUUUGUUAAAAAAAACAUUUUAAUAAAGAGUAAUAUUAGCUGAAUUUGCCUAUAUUCAAGAUAUGUUUACUUGUAAAAAAAAAAAAAAAAAAAAUACUGCAGAUCACUUUUUGCCGUGCAAAACAUCACAGCAACUUCAGAAAAUGCAAAAUGAAUAAACACAUGAGCAUUAACUUAUCGAACAUAUCGAUCCCAUGUUGGUCGCUGAUUGUACGUGACGUAUGACUAAAGGAAAAAGAAGACUACCUUUUCAGUUCUGUUAUCUAGUUGUUUAGUCGAAUUGAUUUACUGUAGUUUAGUCUCUGCUAUCUGCGCUCUAAUCUAGCUUAGCCUAGCAAAAAGAAUUUAAUGCUAAAGCUACUGAAGGGGCAGUGAUGGCUUGGAGGAUAAGGCUCUGGGUUACUGAUCAGUAGUUUAGGGGUUCACACCCCAGCACUGCCAAGCUGCCACUGUUUGGGCCCUUGACCAAUGCCCUUAACCCUCUCUGCUCCAUGGGCGCUGUAUCAUGGCUGACCCUGCGCUCUGACCCCAACUUCCUGACAUGCUGGGAUAUGUGAAAAGAAGAAUUUCACUGUGCUGUAAUGUAUAUGUGAUCAAUAAAAAAGACUCGUUAGACUCAUUACUCAUAUGAUAAAGUGAUACUGAUAAAUUUAGUCUUUAUGAUGAGGAGUAAUUCUUUCUUGGGUAUAACCUGGCUUCAUUCAAGCGGGUUUUCAGCAGUCACAGGCUCAUACUAAUUAAUAUAAAGUCGACAGAUUAAUCGGAUAAUAAUAAUAAUACGAAUAAUAAUAAUAAUUAUAGUAAUACAUUUUCUUUUUAAAAAGCGACACCCAAGGUCACUUCACAAACACGGCAUGCAAAUGCAAUUCACAAAGCAC
Ictalurus punctatus (channel catfish) is the source of this 5721-nucleotide messenger RNA. RefSeq names its product acid-sensing (proton-gated) ion channel 2 (gene asic2). The transcript has 10 exons. Gene Ontology annotation, molecular function: ligand-gated sodium channel activity. Lineage: Eukaryota; Metazoa; Chordata; Actinopteri; Siluriformes; Ictaluridae. Gene Ontology annotation, cellular component: membrane. Gene Ontology annotation, biological process: sodium ion transmembrane transport. The record is from RefSeq and is a predicted model, not a curated record. Bases 1704 to 3350 code for a protein of 548 amino acids.